AUGGACCAUCCCCAGCAGGGAGAAUUGAACUGGCGCCUUAGCGCCCAUCCGAUUACCCUGCUCUGCUUCCUAGGUUUCCGAGUCGGGUCUCUGUUGAUGUAUCUUUUCGGAUUGCUAUUCAUUGGGAAUUUUGUUCUCGUCUUCAUCCUGACUCUCCUGCUCCUCUCCGCCGACUUCUACUAUCUGAAGAACAUUGCCGGUCGCCGAUUAGUCGGUCUUCGCUGGUGGAAUGAAGUCAACACGGCCACUGGUGAUUCCCACUGGGUCUUCGAGUCCUCCGAUCCCAAUAUUCGCAUCAUCAGGGCUACCGACAAAAGAUUCUUCUGGUUGAGUCUGUAUAUCACACCUGCACUCUGGAUCGGGUUAGCAUUCGUGGCCCUUUUCCAGGCGAGCCUUAUUUGGCUCAGUUUGGUCGUGAUCGCUCUCAUUCUGACUAUUACCAAUACUGUGGCGUUCUCGCGAUGCGAUCAAUUCAGCCAGGCGUCUACGUUUGCCAACAGCGCGUUGUCAGGGCGUAUUGCGAGUAGUAUUACCAACGGCCUGCUGGGCAGGCUGUUUAAGUGA
This is a messenger RNA of Monascus purpureus, 564 nucleotides long. NCBI's taxonomy places the organism in Eukaryota, Fungi, Ascomycota, Eurotiomycetes, Eurotiales, Aspergillaceae. The record is from the annotation of a GenBank genome assembly.